Molecule: messenger RNA, 480 nt
Organism: Gongylonema pulchrum
Lineage: Eukaryota; Metazoa; Nematoda; Chromadorea; Rhabditida; Gongylonematidae
Source: the annotation of a GenBank genome assembly
AUGAUUGUGAAUCGAGGUACCAGACGAAUCAAGGAAUACCGCAUUCUGCUUGGAAAUACUACUGUUAUUGAUCUCCUGAAGUCAAUACUUCUGACACUGGAACAACCAAGAUUAGUGACACAUGGUACAAUUUUUUUCUACAUAGCUCUCGGCGUUGUGCGUUAUCUGGGCUCAUCUGUUGUUUUCAUCGUUCAGCAGAUGGCACUCGUUAUGUCGUUUCUGUCCAUGUUUGCUGUCUCAGGCAACAUGUCUGAAACUUCCGGUUUCCAGGUUUGUGCACUGGUUUCGGAAUGUAAUGUAGAUGAACUCAAAGAAGAGCUUUUUCGAGAGACAGGGAGAAAUUUUACGAAUAAUGUGGCAUCUGGAAGUGAUCUCCGUCAAAAACCUCUCGGUUAUGUUGUAGCUGCGCUUGUUAGCUUACCCAUGUUCCCAAUUUACAUUAUCGUUAUUUAUUUGCGAAGGAAGGUGAAAUUUUAUUAA